Molecule: messenger RNA, 3869 nt
Organism: Mus pahari (shrew mouse)
Lineage: Eukaryota; Metazoa; Chordata; Mammalia; Rodentia; Muridae
Gene: Parm1
Product: prostate androgen-regulated mucin-like protein 1
Exons: 4
Coding region: 262-1152 (296 amino acids)
Cellular component (GO): Golgi apparatus; early endosome; late endosome
Source: RefSeq, a predicted model, not a curated record
GGGCCCUGGGCUCAGGCAGCUGGGAUGGAGCAGAAGUGCGCCUGGCGCCGCAGGGCACACAGCUGACUCUCCGCGCCACCUCCACUUCGUCUCGUGCGCCGCCAGACACCGAAGCUGCCUGGACUCAUCACGCCUGGCGUCCGGGCUCCUCCGGUAGCCCACCCGGUCGGAAGAGGAGCUGCCGGUGCCCCGAAGCACUUGGUUAGACCCAGAAAACUCUUCUCUAGUCGCAUCCAGCUCGGUACCGAGCACCGGAGUAACAUGGUCUGCAAGGUGCUCAUCGCCCUCUGCAUCUUCACCGCAGGACUGAGGGUACAAGGUUCACCAACAACCCCAUUGCCUGUCUCUCUCAUGACAAAAAGUUCAGCACCUGUGGCCACCUGGACUACCUCUGCUCCACACACUGCUAGGGUCACCACCCCUGUAGCCAGUGCCACUCACAACGCCUCAGUUCUCCACACCACUGCUGCAUCCCUGACGUCUCAGUUCCCCACUGACCAUAGAGAAGAAGCUGUCACCAGUCCACCUUUGAAGAGGGAUGUUAACAGCACAGACUCCUCACCUGCCGGGUUCCCUCCAACAAGCAGUGGCGUCCACCCGGCACCCACACCUGAGGAACACAGUUUUGGAAGUCCUGAAGCAACUGUGCCAGCUACUGGGUCACCGUCACCCAUGCUCCUGUCUUCUCAGGCUCCAACCUCAGCAUCCACAUCCCCCGCAACUUCCCCAUCGAAGUCUCUCUCUACCUCCGUAACCUCUAGCCACAACUCUACGGUGACCAACAUCCAGCACACAGAAGCUCCAACGGCACCUGCGUCACCAACAGAAGAGCACAACUCUAGUCACACACCCACUUCCUAUGUCACAACAGAGCCAGUGCCCAAGGAGAAAUCACCCCAAGACACUGAGCCUGGCAAAGUGAUCUGUGAGUCUGAGACCACCACCCCCUUCCUAAUCAUGCAAGAAGUGGAGAAUGCCUUAAGUUCAGGCAGCAUCGCCGCCAUCACUGUGACAGUCAUUGCCGUGGUGUUGCUGGUGUUUGGAGGUGCAGCAUACCUGAAGAUCAGGCACUCCUCCUAUGGAAGGCUGCUGGAUGACCAUGACUACGGGUCCUGGGGAAACUACAACAAUCCUCUCUACGAUGACUCUUAACAAAGGAAGGUGGCUGAGGACAAGGAGUAAUGGUCCUUUAUUUAUAAGUGCUUAUCCAGUAGAAUAAUAACAAGUACCUGAUGUACACUGAACGACAAUCGCGAGCCCUCUUUUGUUGGUAUGGUUGUUUUUGUUUUUUCCCCUCCCCUUCUCUGGCUGCUACUACAGAAUGUCUCUCUUCUGGUACAAAAGAACCAUUUCGGAAAGGCCAUUGGUGGAGGCCGGUUUACAGCUGAUAAGGGCCAUCUUUGCCCUGACCAAGCCAGAUACCACGAGGUGGCAGCUGCAGAGUCCCCAUCACAGAAGCCACUUUGGAAAGGACUGAAGAAAGGGGCUGGGAGUUGCUUGGUGAGGGAUUUAAUUUUAGGGGAAUCUUUUGGUUUGGAUUAUUUCUUAAUGUUCUCUACAGGAAAUGACAUUAAAUAUCAAUGAGGAGAAAGGAACGCAUCCCGGGAGACUGCCACCCUGUGUGGAAGGUGCAGGGGCUUGUUGAUUCCUUUUCAAUCCUUGUUUGCCUGGUUGUGUCUGACAGGAUGCCUACUUAGUCCUAUAAGCAGAUAGACCAUUCUGAGCUGCCUAUUUGAUGAGAGAUAAAAGAGGCUGUGCCCAGGAGGAGAGCAGCAGGCAAGGGCAAAGUGGCACAGCAGGCUAUCAAUCAGCAGGCUCUCAACCUGCUCUCCCCAUCUAGGCCACCUGAAGGCAGCAGGGAUUCCCAACCCCAUAGCUUUCAAGAAAGCUUCCUCACCACAAGCGAAGCUGGGAGGUGAGCUUGCAGAGCAGACAGGGAGAGACAUGUGGAGUCUAAGGGAUGGGGGGGGGGAGAAGGAAAGACAGAAGCUUACAUGCACCACCCACCCUCCUGACGCAAGCAGGAGCCAGCUCUCCAUGGUCGUGGGAGACAUCUCAAGCUUGGAGGGACCCAUAGAACUCUCACUCCACACGCAUAAAGCAGCAACUGCUUCAUGGCCUUGUUGUCUGUAUUGGGUGAUGGCUGACUGGAUGCUAUUCCAAGAAAACAAAACAAAAAACAAAAAAAGUUAAGAGGCAAGACGCUAUCUGCAGCUGUUCAUCCAAAGCACUGGCUACUGUAGGAUGGAGACAUCAAGAACUACCUGUGUGUUCUCCCUCAUUCUUCCUUUCAAUAAGUAAAUAUUGAUCUCCAGGUGUGCAGUCUCAAAUCCAGGACAACAAAUUUUGAGAAGCGAUCAUUCUUCUUUGCCAAUAUCUGCUUCUUUCACUUCUGACUCACCAGAAAGUGAUUGCGUAUCUCUCACCCCUCCCACCCCCUACCCCCACCUGGGAUGUCUAGUAUCAAUUUUUUAUUGUUACUUUGUUAGUUGGAAGCGCUAAACACCCUACCUGGCUCAGGACAACCUUCCUACCCAAAGAAUUUCGUAGCUGGAAAUAUCAAAGGUUGAGAUUGAGACCAUUCACUGCAAUGCCCUUGUGACAUGUGUGUAUGUGGGGCGGGGGGAAACAACCCACUCCAGCAUCAGGAAGACACUUUCAUUUCUAACAAAGUGAAACAUCAAUUUCUUUCCCCCCAAGUGUUUAGUUUGCUGCCUGAUAGGUUGACUUCUGGUGUACGCUGUUGUUAGCUCAUAUAUGUCUAUGUUUCUAGAGAGCUUUAUUACAGAGCUGUGCCACUGUUAUUUUGUAACAGCUGAUAAUGGCUCCUAGCAUCUUAAGUCCUGAUUUCAUGGAGGAGAAAGUAUGUAUCUCAAACUAUGUUGAAUUCUCCUAUGUGAACAUCAAACUAUCCAUUUUAAUUCCUCAGAUAGAUCUUGCUUCCCACCCACCCCCACCCCUGACUCUGUUAAAGAAAAACACUCUCAUAUUGAUAUCUUGAACCCCUCUGGUGUAGAGUCCACAAACAGGGGUACUUCCCACAACCUACCACCCCAGGCUUUGAAGUAAGCCUUUCCUAAAUCUUAGAAGUGCCAAAAGGAAAGAUCAGUCCUUAAAGGGAACCCUGUAAGCAGAGUGGGCAACAAGGAAUGGGUUUGCAGAAAUUAAGAUAUCCCUGAAUAUGAAACACCCAACAAACUACAGACAGACGGGCAGACAGACAGACAGGCAGGCACACACACACACACACACACACACACACACACACCUUGCAAGGGUGUGCCCUCUGGCCACACUUGGCCUGAACAACUGUCCUUCCUUCUUACCCUGACCCCUUCACAGGUUUCUGGUUAGGCAAAGAACGAACCAGUACACAACAGGAUUCUGCAUGUCAUUGUCCUCUGCCCGCCAAAAGCAUUUUUGACACAUGACACAAAGCUCUCUAUAAAAUACAUUGGGGGAAGUAUCCUUCAGAUCUGCCUUCUCAGGUAAGAUAAAUCCUAGGCCAGAGGAACCGGCUUCUUCCCUUACCUGUUAGAAACCAGAGAUACAGCAAGAAUAGUUUUACACCAAAGGAUGCCACCGUGUAUGAGCAUGUGGUUGCCAGUGCUCGGAUUAGCUUCUAAUUGCUUUCAUCAAAACACAGAGCAGUCAUACACAACAAGGUGACUGGCAGUGGUCCCUCAAAGCUCAAGAAUGACCCUGGCGUGUUUGUUACUAUAAAGUGUGUGAGUGUGAGAAUGGACUUUGCCAAAUACAUUUUCCUGCUUUUGAAUUGGCCAAAAGGUUUCAGCAUAUUUAUUCUACAAACAUUGCUUCUCUCUCUCUCUCUCUCUCUCUCUCUCUCUCUCUCUCUCUCUCUCUCUCUC